Molecule: messenger RNA, 1377 nt
Organism: Colletotrichum chrysophilum
Lineage: Eukaryota; Fungi; Ascomycota; Sordariomycetes; Glomerellales; Glomerellaceae
Exons: 2
Coding region: 1-1377 (458 amino acids)
Source: RefSeq, a predicted model, not a curated record
AUGCGCCAGAAACAGGCGGCGCGGCGCUUGUGGCCUGUUCUUGUCGCUUCAGUGCUCGGGCUCAUCGCAUACCGAAUCUUGUGCCCAUCCAAGGUUGGCUUUGGAGGAGAUGCCACGGGAAGCCCUCUAGACUACGCUGCUGAGUCUAGUCCUAUGAGCAACCGAGCGCAGGAUUUCGACAACCUUCAUCUCACUGAGGAACAAUGCCAGGAAACAUUCCCGAGCUUGACGAAGGAGAUAGACCUGGCCGUGGCCCAAGGCCCAUUCCAGCUCAACGUUGACGACGCCUCCGCGUCCCUGUUGGGACAAAUCAAGAACAACAAAUUGCUCAUUAUAAGAGCUCCAAGACCAGUUGACAUGUCUGACCAAUGGAGAGAGCGACAAAGAGCCGCCCUUCACCAGAUCCACCGAGCCAUCCUCACUUCACCAACUCGACUUCCAGACACCGUUUUCAACCUCUACAUCCAAGAUACGCCCGUAUCGAAGUCUUGGUCUCAUAGCAGACCCGCCAUUGCGUCGUCCCCAAGACACAUCUUCCCCAUCCCCCACUUUGCUUUUUGGGCCUGGAAUCAACCGUUCAUCCGGUCUAUCACCCAUGCUGCUGCCGCAACUACCGACAUCGAAGCCGCCUUGCCGUUCCAUAAGAAAGACCAGCGAGCCGUCUGGCGCGGGACGGCUUGGUUCAACAAUGGUGCUAGCGCGAACCCAAGAUCAAGGCAGGAGCUCUGGAAGAUCGCCAAGGAUGCGAGAUGGGCUGAUGUGCAGGCGUUGGAAUGGACGAACCAGGGAGAGGACGCAACGAAUGCCCUUAACAUCGAAGACUUUUGCCGAUACAAAUACAUCAUCCACACCGAGGGGGUGUCGUACUCGGGCCGUCUCCAGUUUCAUCAGCUUUGCGAGAGUGUCAUUCUGAGCCCGCCUAUCGAGUGGAUGCAGCACACGACGCACCUCGUAAAGCCAGUGUACUCUAGUACGCUGCUCGGUUCUACAGAGGCCAACACCGUUGAAAGGGGAAAGUCACAAAAGCAGCAGCAGGGACGCUACCCAUCAAAGAGAGCACAAGAAACGUGGCCGGCCACGUUUCGUCCGGAAGAGGCAAACAUGGUCUUUGUCAACCCGGAUUGGUCGGAUUUGGAGGCGACGAUCAGCUGGUUGGAAAACCACGCAGACGUAGCACAUGGCAUUGCAAAACGGCAGAGGGACUUGUUUGCUGGACGCGGAUACUUGAGCCCGGCCGCGGAAGUCUGUUACUGGCGGGCGCUUAUCCGAGGCUGGAGUCAAGUGGUACAUGCUGAUGAGGCCAUAUGGGAGAACAGCAAGGUGACGCCUUGGGAAGAGCUUAGUGUAAGAACUGAAAAGUUUCAGCAGAGGUCGUGA